This is a messenger RNA of Pocillopora meandrina, 4447 nucleotides long. Lineage: Eukaryota; Metazoa; Cnidaria; Anthozoa; Scleractinia; Pocilloporidae. The record is from the annotation of a GenBank genome assembly.
UGUGACCAAUAACACAAGUUGACCACCGUUUCGCUGCGUUAUCUAUAGUUGUUAUCCAGCGAGUGCAUUACAAUGACAUAUACUGGUGUAGUCCUAAUACUGCUGGCACUUUGCGGCAUCGGUAAGUCUGAUAUUCUUUGAUAUCUUUCUAUCUGUUUUUAAAGCUUUAGAUAGCUGACCGUCAGCAGACGAUUUCAAUGAAAAGCAAACCGCUCGCAAUUUGUACCGAUCCGAAUGAUGCAACAAAUCGCCGUCAAUUUUUGACAAAUAGAUUUCAUUUUGCCGUGAGCUUGUCCAAAUUUUGAUCACAAUUGGCGUUAAAAUGUGGAAGGAAUAACAAAGUUGCGCAAAAGCCGCGGAACUCAGUGUAAAGAGACGAAGACUCGACACGGAAAAAGUAAAGACAAAGUCAUUAUUACGGAUAGACAAUAUUCCAUCAAGGAUGAAAUAUUUUUCUCUUCGUAAAUGAGUAAACAAAAGAUAAAAUCGAAAGUGUACUACUACAAACGAAAAUGAAGAAGAAGUCCGACAACAACUUUAUUUCAUGCACUAUUUAGUUUUUUAUCAAUUACAUUAAAUUGAGAUGAGCCCAAGAUCUCGUGACGACGAUGCACAUCUACCAGUAACCCGAUACUAAGCUACUAGCUGCUUGCAAGCUUCGGGAAACAUUUCGUGUACGAUUUGCUAUUGCUGGUAAAUUUCACUAGAUGAUCGCCGUCGCAGAGUUCCGAAACUGAUCUCCGAUUUGUGCAUGGUUCAAACUAACCCACGCUUGAAUUAUACAAAAAUUUGAAUCGUUUAAGCCAUCUAUUGUAGUGUGCACGAUAACCACAUGGUCGUUAAUUUUCAGGAUUUUAUAAAAUAACAGAGAUUACUUUGUGUUACUACAUCAUACUUGGACAGAGUAGAAAUCCUUGCAUGCUUAGAGUUCAAAAGCCACUGUCAAUUACUUGGGCAACAGAUGGCACUCUUUAUCUAUUUCUACUUUCUUUCAAGAACAACAGAAAGGUUUGUAAGUCAUGAGGCGCAGGCGAGUGACUUUGGCUUUGGCUUUUGACCAAUCACUAGUAAUGAAAAAAAAAACAGAAUGCAUUCAAGCAUGAAAUGCAAAGUGUAACACAAUAUUCGUACCAACACAAGUUUGAUAUUAGCUUACGGCGGUAAUAUGACCAUUGCAUGUGUUGGACACAAAGCAACUUUUGCCAUGGCUGUCACUAGCUGAUGCAUAAAGCAAUGCUAUUGUUGUGGUUGGCUGAAGUGUUCCCUCAAUCCCUCAUUUAGAGGGGAAUUUUUAAAUUAACUGAACAAAGUAUACUGUGGUAAAGUUAAAUGUUUUAUGCCUCAGCCUAAAACUAGCUCUCCUUUCUAAUGAGUAAUCAACAUAUUUCCUUGUUAUCAAAUUUUUAAAAUAAUUUAUAUGUUUACUGGGUAACUGGUGGAAAAUAGCAGCAUUCUCACUUGUAAAGAAUAUUUGACUUUCUCUUUGAUAGUUUAGAAUUUCACAGCAGAGUGUUAUGGUAUUUCUAAACAUUCUCUUAAACUUUUAGCUACAUAAAAGAGUAUUCUACUUUUGUGUCAAUGUGGUGAGAAAUUUAUCAGAACUUGUUUGAAAAAAUUGACAAUUUAUGACAGAUAAAAAUCCUGUAACCCUCUGAGGGAUAAAAAUUUAAUUUCUAUCAAUUUCAAUACACCUUCAAACUAGAGAAGUAAAGAGAAAUUAAAAAACUAUCAACUACUGUGAGGUGCUGAGUAAGGAAAAUGAGCUUUAAAAUUCAGAGAGUGCAUGGUUUAAAAAUAAAACUACAAAAAAAUUCUAAAGCAUUCACCAUGUCAAAACUGACAUUUAUUAUGUGGUAUUUUAUGAAUGCAUAAAAUUAAAUUGAAUCAAUGUAAUUACUGUCAUUUCCAUCUAUUUAUCCAGACAGAUUACCCGCAUCAGUCAAUUUUUGCAAUAAUAAGAAAAAAUCUUCAACAGAUUACCUGCACUGGCAGAUAACCUGUACCCAAAAACAAAAGAAAAUCAUUGACUCACUUAAAGUUCCUUCAUUGUUUUUGUUGACAUGAUAUCCUUUAGCGUGGAAUUAAUAAAUUUUCACCCUUUUUGUCUUCAAUGUUUCAUCAAGAAUGAUACCAUUUGUAAAAAUCUGUUCUCAAAACAAAACUGAUAUCUCAAGAUCUAUGAGUUGAAGAAAUUGCUUGAAAUGGGAAAAUACUCUUUAACUCAAGGCAGCACUAGCUAAGAAAAUUUCACUGAUACAUCAAAAAUUCUGUCGUGCAUUUAUUAUGCAGUGCCACAAAAUGAACAUGUCAGCAUCAUUUUCAGUGUGGAUUGCUAUGAAGCGAGCUUUUUCACAAUUAAAUUCUUUUAUUUUGGAGUUCACUACCUGUGUAUGUGAGAACUGUUUUUUGAACUUAACAAGGAAACAAGCUGUGAAAUUGACAACUGAAGGUAACAAAGUAAGAGUACAAACAAGAUAAAAGUUUUGCUAUCAAGUUUUGUAUGUUUUCGAUUUGCAUCAGCUUUCAUCGAGAGAAUAUAAGUCUCUAAAUAUAAUGAGCAGUCUGCAUGAAUUACAGUCAAGUUGCCGACGGUUCAACUCGCCAACAUCAACUUGCCGACAUAUAAAAUCGAGUAGAGAUGCAGGCGAGUAGGUCUUCAAUCCAGUACAACUUAUUAAAAGUUAAACAUACAGAAAAGUAAAAGAUAUUUAGUGGAGAAACAAUUUUGUUUUCUUCCAACGAAGUUUUUUAAAGAUCUCAUGGCAAAUAAAGCAAGGUAAACAUCGCCAAUGAAUAUAAAAGCUUCAGACGCGAAUGAGUUAUAGUUCAUCUGCACAAAACAAAUGAGUUAUUGCACAGGUCUUUUGAAAAGUAUUUUUAGAGUAUCUUACCAUCUCUGUUAUUUCCUUCAUGUAAUUUUAAAACUAUACCAGAAGCUUUAAGAAUUUUCAUAUUACCCACACCUUCCUAAACAUGGUAUUUUGCAUUCAGUGAGAACAUGUUAUUUAUGACAUGAAUACAAAUGCAUUGUUUAACUUACAGCAUGUGGUUAUAAUCGUCCAUCAAAAAGCCCUACUUCUACUAAUGGAACUACACAUAGUACUGGACCUUCCACUAAUGGUACCUCCAAACCCCAAACCACCCCAACUUUAAGCACUGCAGCCUCUUCAAAAACACCUAAUGUAACUGUUGCACCAAACACCACAGCCACACCAGGAAAUUCCACAGCUGCACCAGGAAAUUCCACAGCUGCACCAGGAAAUUCCACCGCUGCACCAAGAAAUUCCACAACAAGACCAACCACAAUAACAAACGUUCCCUCAAGCAAACCUGGAAAUCACAGUUCAAAUCCAAAUGUUACUCCAACACCAAAAGGUAUUAAUAAUCGUUUAUAGGACUUAGGACCAGUCAAUCAUUCUUCAAAACCAUUAAUUACCUUAUUGCAAUUAUGGAGAAGUUUGGUCUAGAAACUCUGUAAUUGAAAAGGAAAUAUAAUAAAGUUUGCCUCACUGCAAUGUGAAAUUUCACUAGUGAAUUUGAACCUCUUCCUCUCUUAGAAUUUUGUGGUUCAAAUUCUUAUUCCCCAAACUUUUUGAAUUGGUUAUUAAUACAUGAAUCCUGUAAAUGAUUAAUCUACUGACAUCACCAAGUAAUCAAUGUGUAAGUUGUCCAUUUAAUUUAGGGCACAUUUCAAUUGAGUGUUGUUAAACCCAAACUAAAGUAAUCACAAUGGUCAGUCAGAUUAAAAGAAAAUGUUUAACAGGGAGCCAAAUAGAUUUUAGAGCAAAAACUUGCAAAAUGCCUAAAGUGCUGAAAAACACAAAUGACCAAGGUAGAAUUGGUUAUAGUUUUGAAUCUGAUUGGUUGAGACCAAAGUGUGUAUUUUGGGGACAAUUCACUGCAAAGUAAAGCAAAAACAAAACAAUCCUAGAUUUCUUUCAGCACCCAAUAAAAACUUGCUUCAAAUACAUUUUUUAUUAUGUUGAUGAAGAGGAUCACAAAAACUAUUGCCCAGGUCCCAGUUGUUCGAAGUUUGGAUAAUGCUCUCCACCAGAUAAAUCAUUAUCCACUGGAUAAGUGCAAACAAAACAUAAUGUACAUUCCAACAGAUAGAGAUUUAUCCAGUGGAUAUAGCAUCAUCCACCUUUCGAACAAAUGGAGCCAGAUGAUUUAUUUGGUUAACCGGCAAAGGAAUGUGUAGCAUUAUCAGGGGAGAAUUACUCAAUGAUUCAGAUAUUGGCAGCUAGAGGGUUUAAUAGUGAUGAUUUUAUUUGUGCUCAUUUUUUCAGGACAUGGUGGCAAGAAAUCAGACCAAGGCAAGUGGGUGGCUACAGGAUUUGCCAUUGUGUUCUUCCUUACAACUGUCAUAAUGACAGUGCUGUAUUGUCGACAGCGCAGAAUUUACCGAGAACUUGAGGGUGACAGCUCCUUGUCAAGGCUGAUUUGA